Molecule: messenger RNA, 1443 nt
Organism: Alternaria burnsii
Lineage: Eukaryota; Fungi; Ascomycota; Dothideomycetes; Pleosporales; Pleosporaceae
Product: fad nad-binding domain-containing protein
Exons: 2
Coding region: 1-1443 (480 amino acids)
Source: RefSeq, a predicted model, not a curated record
AUGCCUCGACUGUUCAACAUCCUAGCACACUCUCUUUAUGUGUGUGUCAUCCUAACGGCUGCUGAGGAGAGCAAUACUCCAGGAUCUAUCGAACUGGUCAGAGAUGUUGCAAUCAUCGGCGGAGGUGCAUCAGGCACUUAUGCUGCAGUUCGACUUCGCGAAGACUUAAACACGAGCAUGGUGCUCGUCGAACCCAGGCCAAACCUGGGAGGUCAUACUAGUACCUACCACAUUCCCAAGACCAACAUUUCAAUCAACUUCGGAGUUCAAAGCUACCUACCAUACGGGCCAGCCAAAGAUUUCUUCGCUCGCUUUGGAAUCCCCACGGCAAUCCCUACUAACCAGAGACUGACUGCUCUGAAUGUCGACGUCGAAACUGGUAAGAUACUGGAGGACUACAGUGCUCCAAGUGCGAAUGCGACCAAUGAAGCAUUUCAGCGAUGGCUCUCUAUCACGACAAAAUACAGAGAAAUCCUGGAGCCCGGUUACUGGGACUUCCCGUCCCCAGUGGACAUCCCUGCAGAUCUACUCACGCCCUUCGGUGACUUUGCCAAACUCAAUAAGCUGGAGGCUGCCGUUCCACGCAUAGUGACGAUAUCCGGCGUGGGGUAUGGUGGUGUUCGUGACCUUUUGACUUUCAAUAUCUUACAGGCUUUUGGAGCGUCGCUUACGAAUGACUUCCUGAGCGGCACCCUGUUCAAACCGAUUGACAACAACGGUGUUCUCUAUGAACGUGCACUCGAACUUCUUAAACCGGAUGUACUAUUGUCGAGCACUGUGCAGCAUGCGAUACGAACUGCAAACGGAGUGGAGCUUUCAGUCAAACAAGGAGAUACAAAUUACGUUAUCAAAGCACGUCGCGUUCUAUACACUGCAGGGCCAAGCCUGGACAAUCUAGCUCCUUUCCAUCCUGACGAAAAGGAAACUGCUACUUUCUCGAAGUGGAUCACAGGAGCCGAAUUCGUAGCAGUUUUAGAGGCGUCUUGUCUACCAGAGAAUUACUCGAUCACAUACCUGCCUUCAGCAGCGGCACCAGCUGAUCAGCUUGCGAUCAAGGACUGGCCAUACAGUCUGCGCUUGGACUCAACAGGACCUCCAGGCCAAGGUCUUUUCCGCGUCAUAUUCGGUGCCAACUACACAGUGACCAAAGACGAAUUUACCAGGCUAGUCUUGAAAAGUGUCAAAGAUGUUCAAAAUGCAGGAACUGUCCCCUCAAACUGCGAUGCGGAAUUCAAGGCUCUUUCAGACCAUAGCCGACCUUCGUGGCCGCAAUCAGCUGAGCAGCUGCGAGCAGGAUUCGUGCAAGACUUGUAUGAUUUGCAAGGAUAUAAUGACAUGUGGUAUACUGGAUAUGCUUGGGGAGCUCAAUACAGCUCAACUGUCUGGGCUUUUACUGACACCGUCCUUGAGAGAAUGUUAGGAGAUUUGACGGACGGAAGCUAG